AUGAAAAAGAAUAAUAGCAACAUCACCAAUAAUAAUAGAAAAGAAAAUGAUAAACCUAAAAAUAAUAGUAGUAGCAGUAGUUCAAUCUUAAUUGUAUUUUUAAUAUCAUUGUUGGUAGCAUUGUAUACUUUUAAUAAGGAUUUGAAAUUACAUUUUAUAUCAUUGUCAAAUUCAACUAUAAACACUUCUUCUUCUUCUUCUUCUUCUUCAAUGUCAAUCAAACAAUCAUAUGACUUUACAAAAUUAGAUGCACAAGAACAUAUUGAAAUACCAGAACAAUGGUAUUAUUUUGGAUUUGGUGAUUUUGUUGGUAAUCAAGGGAUUCAAAGUAUUGUAAAGGAGGGUGGAUCGGGGUUCCUUAGAAUCGAUUCCAAUCCAUUUACAUUGACUCACCCUUCGGUGUUGGAUCAUGUAAAGUGGCUUGCACUGACAAAGGAGUCGGUCGCUGUGCCCGAGAAUGGAAGUUUGACUUGCUCGUUUAAAGUGAGAGCUAAUACAUUGGGAGCAGACAGACACCCCUUUGGAGACGCAAUCAGAGAUGCAAAGAAUGACCCACGUUUAGCAAUGGGAGUAGUCAACUCGUUGGAUUUCGAGACAAUGUUGGUUGCAGACUUUGCAAUGGCCGGUAACUCAUUGUAUGCCAUCUAUGAAAGAUUGCCAUUUGCCAAGGGUGAUUAUGCGUCUUUUACCUACAUGAUACCAAUAGCUACCGAUAUCGACCCCGCUGCCUUUCUCGAUCUUGCCAUCACAUGGGAUCAUCCAACUAAAACAGUUAGAUGGAUUGUUGGUGGCAAGGUAGUCUAUCAAGUCGAUCGCAUAGGAUACCAAAUAUCUAGAGAGUACGUCGCAGUUGAUCGAGGUGGUGUAGAGGAGCUUGCAUUCCCACGAUCCAUCUCUUGUGGUUUUGGUACCUUUAGUUUAUUGGAUUCUGCAGAGACGUGUCACAUCGACUCGACAUCAUCAUCGAUGUCAUCUAGUCUUGGUAAAAGAUGUCAUAGAUCUAAACAGACAGACACUAGUCUUGUUAGACUUGACCAAAACAAAGAAUCGUCUCGUCCCUAUGUACGUGCUCGUCAUUCUGAUGAUAGUAACCAACAACCAUUUGUCGAUGAACAGUCUCUAGAGUCAUCUCGACUAUUUAAUCAAGGUGCUAUCAUUGAUAUACAAUCUAUUAUUAUUACAACUAACCAACAAUAA
This is a messenger RNA of Cavenderia fasciculata, 1197 nucleotides long. RefSeq lists its product as uncharacterized. Lineage: Eukaryota; Evosea; Eumycetozoa; Acytosteliales; Cavenderiaceae. The record is from RefSeq and is a predicted model, not a curated record. The transcript has a single exon. Bases 1 to 1197 code for a protein of 398 amino acids.